AUGACUGGGUGGAGAUGCCUUGUGACAGGAGCAGGAGGAUUUCUGGGUCAGAGGAUCAUCAGCUUGUUGGCAGAACAGAAAGAGCUGCAGGAAAUCCGAGCCCUGGACAAGGUCUUCAGACCAGAACUGCAGGAGGAAUUUUCUAAGCUCAAGUGCAAGAUUACACUGACGAUGCUGGAAGGAGACAUCCUGGAUGAACAGUGCCUGAAGAGAGCUUGCCAGGGCAUCUCUGUUGUCAUCCACUGUGCCUCGAUCAUUGAUGUAGUUGGGGCCAUUCAGAGAGAGGUCAUCAUGAAUGUCAACCUGAAAGGUACCCAGCUCUUGUUGGAGGCCUGUGUCCAGGCUAAUGUGCAAGUCUUCAUCUAUACUAGCUCCUUAGAGGUGGCUGGACCCAACUCCUACAGUGAGAUUAUCCAGAACGGCCAUGAAGAAGAGCAUCACGAAUCUAAAUGGUUCACUGCCUACCCAUACAGCAAAAAACUUGCUGAGAGGGUUGUACUUGCAGCUGAUGGUUGGACUCUCAAAAAUGGUGGCACCCUGUACACGUGUGCAUUAAGGCCCAUGUAUAUCUAUGGGGAAGGGAACCAAUUCCACUAUACACAAAUAAACCAGGCCCUACAGAACAAUGGCAUCCUGCCGGAUUUUGCCAAAUACUCCCUGGUCAAUCCGGUUUAUGUUGGCAACGUGGCCUGGGCUCACAUUCUGGCCAUUAAAGCCCUGCAAGAUCCCAAGAAAGUCCAAAACAUCCGAGGACAGUUCUACUACAUUUCGGAUGACACACCUCACAGAAGCUAUAGUAACUUCAUUUACAUCCUGUGCAAAGAAUGGGGUCUCCGCUUUGAUUCCAGAAUGACCAUUCCUGUAUUUCUGCAGUACUGGAUUGCCUUCCUGCUGGAAAUAGUGAGCUGUCUGCUGAGUCCAAUUUACAACUAUCAACCCCCACUCACCCGUCACCUGGUGACAUUGUCAAAUAGUGUGUUCACCUUCUCCUACAAGAAAGCCCAGCGAGAUCUGGGGUAUAAGCCACUCUUCAGCUGGGAGGAAGCCAAGGAGAAAACCACCCAGUGGGUUGGCUCCCUGGUAAGACAGCACAAGGAGGCUCUGAAGACAAAGACUCACUGA
Messenger RNA from Chrysochloris asiatica (Cape golden mole), 1122 nucleotides. Its product is annotated as 3 beta-hydroxysteroid dehydrogenase/Delta 5-->4-isomerase-like. The record is from RefSeq and is a predicted model, not a curated record. The transcript has 3 exons. Gene Ontology annotation, biological process: steroid biosynthetic process. Gene Ontology annotation, molecular function: 3-beta-hydroxy-Delta5-steroid dehydrogenase (NAD+) activity. NCBI's taxonomy places the organism in Eukaryota, Metazoa, Chordata, Mammalia, Afrosoricida, Chrysochloridae. Bases 1 to 1122 code for a protein of 373 amino acids.